Molecule: messenger RNA, 1326 nt
Organism: Poecilia latipinna (sailfin molly)
Lineage: Eukaryota; Metazoa; Chordata; Actinopteri; Cyprinodontiformes; Poeciliidae
Gene: arfrp1
Product: ADP-ribosylation factor related protein 1
Exons: 7
Coding region: 268-873 (201 amino acids)
Biological process (GO): intracellular protein transport; Golgi to plasma membrane protein transport; protein localization to Golgi apparatus
Cellular component (GO): Golgi apparatus
Molecular function (GO): GTP binding; GTPase activity
Source: RefSeq, a predicted model, not a curated record
UUUUGCACUGUCUAGACGAAGAAGAAGAAAAAAGACGACGAAGAAGAAGAGUAUUGUCGUCGUGUAACACUGCGUAUUUGUUUUCCAAUAUUUAUUAGACCCUUUUUCGGUUAUCGGGCUCUUUUAGCACAGCUAGCUGUUUUCUGUAUAUAAUGACGUCUAAGUGAAACGUAUUACCGUGACAGACUCACGGGUAUUUAGCUAAAACAAGCUAACAGCAGGAGUUAGCAGGAGUUGCGCAUCAGUACCUCUAUCAGCUGAUCCAAAAUGUACACUCUGCUGUCUGGAUUAUACAAGUACAUGUUUCAGAAGGACGAAUACUGCGUGUUGAUCCUGGGUCUGGAUAAUGCAGGAAAGACGACCUUUCUGGAACAGACCAAGACUAAGUUCAGUAAAAACUACAAGGGGAUGAAUCUGUCCAAAGUCACAACAACAGUUGGGUUAAACAUUGGUACCAUCGACGUCGGCAAGGCUCGCCUAAUGUUCUGGGAUCUGGGCGGUCAGGAGGAGCUGCAGUCUCUCUGGGACAAAUACUACGCAGAGUCUCACGGAGUCAUCUAUGUGAUUGAUUCAACUGAUGAAGAGCGCCUUUCAGAGUCAAAGGAAGCCUUUGAGAAAAUGAUCUGCAGUGAGGCGUUAGAAGGCGUUCCACUCCUCAUUCUUGUCAACAAGCAGGAUGUACCGAGUUGUUUGUCGGUUCCAGACAUCAAAACAGCCUUCAGUGACUCGGCACCGAAGAUCGGCAAAAGAGACUGCUUAGUGCAGCCCUGCACUGCCCUCACAGGGGACGGAGUGAACGAAGGCAUUCAGUGGAUGGUGAAGUGUGUGGUGAGGAACAUUCACCGGCCGCCCAGGCAGAAGGACAUCACCUAAAACAUGGCUAACCCCACAUAUUCUGGACGUUGGCUGAGUUUUUGGACAUUCCAUGUGACCCCUGGAGUUGAUGACAUUCUGAUUUUUUCUAGUUUUACACUAGUUGGAAGUUUUUCUCUUUGGACUCUUGUUACAGUGUGACUGUACAGGUUGAUUUUGCACUGUGAACUUGGGGUGAUACAUUUUCUAGAGAUCAGUAGCGGACUGCUCAGUCAGUUGAGCCUCACUGACAGCAAGGAAACAUUGAUAUUUCACUUGUCUUAUAAAUACAACAAGUUUUCAUUACUUUAGUCGGGUCCUUAAAUUCAUUUUUCCUUUAUUUACAGAUUUAGACGUGUCUGGCCAUGAAGUUCAACAUUUAAUAUCUGUUAUAUCCAAAAAGGUCACAACAUAUUUGAGGACGCGGGUUAAAAAUGAGUGUUCAAACAUUCUUUUUAUUUAAAUACUUUUUCU